AUGGUGAAGUAUCACUACAUUAUGGACGAGGGCUUGCCCUGCAUUUGUGAUCCCGGAGGUGGCCAGGAUACCAUCGCCAGCUUCCAGUCUGCGCUCAAGUUCCUGAACAAAGGGCCUCUCAUCGACCGCUGCAAACCUGAGAACAUUGAGAUUUACCCAUUGGGAGUCACCAAAGAAGAUUGGAGGGACAAAGAGCCGCUCAAGCCAACUGAUAAGAUCCCAACGGGCUCUUCCAAGCAAAAUGCUAUUUUUGUCCAUGUCCCCCGCGACUACCAAGAUCUUACCCCCGAGGAACGACGACUCUACGCCCAGCCCCCCUACAAUCCAGAUCCUCCCAAGCAAGAUGAUGCGAAACCAAAGGCCCCACCCAAACCUAUGGCUCGACCUGAAAUUGAGCCACUCACCUUUAAACCCAAAAGUCCCAAAAAGAGCCCGAAACCCAAACCAAAGCCGAAAGCUCCACCGGCUCCAGAACCAGAACCUGCUGGCCCCAUGGAUGGACCUGGAAUUCCUAUGGCUCCACCUCUAGAACCUCGUCCAGAGCCAGAGCCGGAACCUGAAGCUCCAAAGCCAGACCCCUACAUUCCCAACCCGAUGGACAUGUCGUUGUACAAAUGCUGGUACCAAAUUGAGGGGGAUAUUGUCCCUUACUACAUUCGAACUGAAGGUGGUGAGAAAGGAAAGGAACUCAAGGAACACAUUUUUGCAACCCGAAAAACUGGCCGCAGUGCCAAACUAUUGGCAGGAGCCACAGCCGAUGAUCUUCAUCUCUAUGUUCCCGGUGUGGACGAAAAAAGUGGAAAUGACCUUGGUGAUGGCGAUCUACUGCCCGGAGGUACCUCGGAGAGAGAGCCAAUUCUUGUUGUAGUCAAGGAGGUCAAGGGCCAAGGACGCACUUUGACGCCAAUCACCAGCUAG
Seminavis robusta is the source of this 918-nucleotide messenger RNA. The record is from the annotation of a GenBank genome assembly. Lineage: Eukaryota; Bacillariophyta; Bacillariophyceae; Naviculales; Naviculaceae.